UUUCAAUGUUUUGACCAGGAAACAGCCAUCUGAUGCAGGCGUCUGGCUUUCUUUAUGUACAUAUAUAUGCAUAUACACAAAAACUACUUCAUGGCUCUUCCUCAAAGCAUCGUGAGCCAGCUGUGAGCCUAACCCUCUGAAAACACCCACCUGAAUUCUCUGCACUCAACAGAGCAGCCCAGGAUAAACCUUCCAGUAAAUCCUAUGUGACUGAAGCUAUAGGAGCCUGACUUUACCUCUUCUCACCACCCGAAAGAGAUGGAUCUUGGAGAGAUUGUUGUGGCUGAACAUCCUGCUGGGAGGCAGCUGUACAUGGAGCAGAAGCCAACAGCCCAGGACCUGCUGGGGAGCAGCGGAAAUCGGAUCCACCGAAUUUUCAAGUAUCUCACAGGAGAAAUGGAAGAAUACGGAGAGUGGAUGAAAAAUAAGCCUUUAAUGGUCCAGCUGGUAGACUGGAUCUUGCGAGGGACCUCUCAGGUGAUGUUUGUGAACAACCCUCUCAGCGGGCUGAUCAUUUUAGUAGGGCUUUUCAUCCAGAGCCCCUGGUGGAUGCUCUCAGGCUGUAUUGGAAUGAUCGUGUCAACAUUAACUGCACUGGCCCUCACUCAGGACAGAUCAGCCAUUUCAGCUGGGCUUCAUGGCUAUAACGGGAUCUUGGUGGGACUGCUCAUGGCUGUCUACUCUGACAAAGGGGAUUACUACUGGUGGCUUCUUCCUCCUGUGGCAAUUAUAUCAAUGGCUUGUCCAAUCCUGUCAAGUGCUUUGGGAUCCAUCUUCAGUAAAUGGGACCUUCCUGUUUUCACUCUGCCCUUCAAUAUUGCUGUGACUUUGUACUUGGCAGCCACAGGACACUACAACCCCUUCUUCCCUACAGCUCUUAUCAAGCCUGUAGCAUCGGUGCCUAAUAUCACCUGGUCUGCAAUCAAUGUGCCACUGCUUUUGCAGUCCAUUCCAGUCGGCGUUGGCCAAGUAUAUGGUUGUGAGAAUCCCUGGACUGGAGGCAUCAUCCUUGUUGCUUUACUUAUCUCGUCCCCACUUAUCUGUUUACAUGCUGCAAUUGGAUCAACAGUGGGGAUGUUUGCAGCACUGAGCAUUGCAACACCGUUUGACACUAUCUACCUUGGUUUACACAACUACAACUGUGCACUCUCGUGCAUUGCAAUUGGGGGCAUGUUCUACGCCCUGACCUGGCAGACUCAUUUGCUGUCACUUGCCUGUGCAUUGUUUUGUGCCUACUCCGGAGCAGCCCUUGCCAAUGCCUUAUCUGUGCUUGGGCUGCCACUCUGCACCUGGCCUUUUUGCUUCUCCGCACUUCUCUUUCUGCUGAUAAAUUCAGACAACCCAGCCAUCUACAAAAUCCCCCUCUGCAAAGUCACCUACCCAGAAGCCAACCGGAUCUACUACCUGAGGAUGAAGAGAAGAGCCUCAGAGAUCAGGAGAGAAGAGCAGAAACAGAAGGAUCAGAAGACCUCCGGUGACUCAAAAAUAAACACGGGAGGCACUCCCCUAUGCACACCAAAAAACCGCCACGCUUACUGAUUUCAAAUAUCCACAAAUGUACACUUUUGGGGUGUUUUUUCAGAUGCUAUCCAAGAACACCACAGCCACGACCACCAUCUUUGGCAGCUGUCUCCAGGUGGGAAUUCAGUAUCCCAUUCUGCAGAGGAAAUAUGAUUUGCCCUUGAACUAAGCUUUCCAAGAAACACCCAAGUAACAUAAUAAUGGCUGCCUUAUCAAACCAUGUGCUGUUAACUUGAAAGUCACCUCUUAUCAAUAAUAAUUAUAAGAAUGGGCAAAAGAACAUUAAAGUUGGCAAAAGGCUGUAUUAAAUUUCAGGCAUGUAAUUUGACAAAAUAAAUAUGCUGAGAAGGCAUUGCUAUCUAAUAAUAAUAAAUAAUGUAAGAACUACAACAAGAGCUGCACUUCAUAUUAAAAAUGUGUAUAAUUUAAAGUGGAGUAAACAGUCUGAUCUCUCCCUUUCUUGAGUCUCAUCAAUGUCUAACCCUCUUAAUCGCUCUUAGCAGCUACAACAUUUACCAGUAAAUAUUCUUACUGGUUUUGGUGCUAUCUCGUGACUCCUCAUUAAGUGACAAGAGAAAGAAUGUAUGAAUAUAUGUGCUUUAAUCAGACUGGAAAAGUGACUGGCUAGCAAUAAUCAAACAUUUUUAUUUUCCUUGCGUAAUUUUCUGUCUAACAAAUAGAAGAUAUCUCUUCUGCUGACAGCAGGAUAGCACUUCUGAAUCCCUACACACAACAAGUGGGAAAUAGGAAAACUUCACGUAAAGAAUGAGUUAAACCUUUACUGCUGGUGACAGUUGCUGCUGUUCUUACUCUCCCCUUCCU
Cuculus canorus (common cuckoo) is the source of this 2343-nucleotide messenger RNA. RefSeq names its product urea transporter 2. The coding region runs from base 259 to 1539 and encodes 426 amino acids. Gene Ontology annotation, molecular function: urea transmembrane transporter activity. The transcript is spliced from 10 exons. Lineage: Eukaryota; Metazoa; Chordata; Aves; Cuculiformes; Cuculidae. The record is from RefSeq and is a predicted model, not a curated record. Gene Ontology annotation, biological process: urea transmembrane transport. Gene Ontology annotation, cellular component: membrane.